AAUGGACGAUGAAGAUUGUGAAAGGAGGCGAAUGGAAUGCUUAGAUGAAAUGUCAAAUUUAGAAAAACAGUUUACAGAUGUUAAAGAUCAGCUUUACAAAGAAAGGCUAAGCCAGGUUGAUGCCAAACUUCAAGAGGUUGUAGCUGGAAAAGCAGCAGAGUAUCUUGAACCAUUAGCAGCUUUACAGGAGAAUAUGCAAAUUAGGACAAAAGUAGCAGGAAUCUAUAGAGAGCUGUGCUUAGAAUCUGUUAAGAAUAAGUAUGAAUGUGAAAUCCAAGCUGCACGCCAACACUGUGAGAGUGAAAAACUGCUGCUGUUUGAUACUGUUCAGAGUGAACUAGAGGAGAAGAUUCGACGGCUUGAAGAAGAUAGACAUAAUAUUGAUAUCACCUCAGAAUUGUGGAAUGAUGAACUCCAAUCAAGAAAAAAGAAAAAAGAUCCUUUUAGCCCAGAUAAGAAGAAGAAACCUGUGGUUGUGUCCGGGCCAUUCAUAGUUUACAUGUUACAAGACCUAGAUAUUCUUGAAGACUGGACAGCAAUAAGGAAGGCAAUGGCUACGUUAGCACCGCCCCACAGAAUAAAAACUGAAGCACCUGUAAAAACAGAAAAACAUCCUCAUACUGCAAGAUCAGAAGAUGGAAGAUUGCAUUAUGAUGGAGAGUGGUAUGGCCGUGGGCAGACGAUAUGUAUUGACAAGAAAGAUGAGCUCCCUACGAGUGCCAUAAUUACAACUAUUAACCAUGAUGAAGUCUGGUUUAAAAGACAAGAUGGAAGCAAGUCCAAAUUGUAUAUUUCUCAGCUUCAGAAAGGAAAAUAUACCAUAAAGCAUAUAUAGCAUCUACUUUCCUUAAAAACUGACUUUUCCAUACAAAGUGAAAGUACAGGAACAGAAAAAGUGUACUGACAGUAUUUUGUAUUACUGUGGUGAAUCUACUUUUUAGAGGUUUGCUACAGAUUUUUAAUUGGCAUGUUAAGUAUUACAAGUCAUAGUUAUGUAUUUUUUUUUAUCUGUGAUGAUUGUAAUCAUGAUUGCCAUAUGUCAGUGUUACCUCAAUAGUAAGGCAAGUGUGCAGUAUCUGUGGGCUGAAAAUGGCCAUUGGGAAUACAAGUUGUCAUACUUGGUCACAAAGAGGUUGAGAUACAGGCUGUAAUUAUUGUUAUUGUAUAACUUAAAAGCACUGUUGGAACAUAUUACCUCUGAUGAAAGUUAAUUUUCAUUGCCAUAUUUCAAAGCCACAACUGUAGCAUUUAUCUUCAUUAUGAUAAGCCUAUGGCUGGCAUUUGUUUUUGUUUUUUUGUGUUUUUUAAAUGACUAAAGGACUUGCAUUGUACAAAUUUAAUACAGGUUGUGGUGACUGACACCAUUUGUUCUGCCCUUUCAUAUUUGUUUAUAAUUUUACUUGAUUACUUUUACAGUUUUGGUGCUCAUUUAUUGUCUAUAGAUUGUGGAAGUUUGACAAAGAAUUAUUUAUGUCAAUGUAUUUUUUAAAAAUUAACGGCUAGCAGGAUCAGUCCAACAACGCAAGACUAUGUUGUAAAAACAAGUUUACUGAUACCAACUUCUCACAAAUAAAAAACAUAAACACGUUUA
Protopterus annectens (West African lungfish) is the source of this 1591-nucleotide messenger RNA. RefSeq names its product BRMS1 like transcriptional repressor (gene BRMS1L). Gene Ontology annotation, cellular component: Sin3-type complex. The coding region runs from base 2 to 835 and encodes 277 amino acids. The transcript has 9 exons. Gene Ontology annotation, biological process: negative regulation of transcription by RNA polymerase II. Lineage: Eukaryota; Metazoa; Chordata; Ceratodontiformes; Protopteridae. The record is from RefSeq and is a predicted model, not a curated record. Gene Ontology annotation, molecular function: histone deacetylase binding.